Molecule: messenger RNA, 972 nt
Organism: Lachancea thermotolerans CBS 6340
Lineage: Eukaryota; Fungi; Ascomycota; Saccharomycetes; Saccharomycetales; Saccharomycetaceae
Gene: GET2
Product: GET complex subunit GET2
Exons: 1
Coding region: 1-972 (323 amino acids)
Biological process (GO): protein insertion into ER membrane; retrograde vesicle-mediated transport, Golgi to endoplasmic reticulum
Cellular component (GO): GET complex
Source: RefSeq, a predicted model, not a curated record
AUGUCACCAAAAUUGGAAGUCGUAAGCCGAAACAACACACAAAAUCUAGCGAUGUCUGAGAUCUCUGACGCUGAGAAGCGUCGUAUCCUAAGGGAGAAAAGGCAACAGAAGUUCAAUAAGGGCGGCGCCUCUUCUAGAUUGGCGAAAAUCACAGGCCAAACAGAAAACAGCUUUCUAUCAACAGAAUCUCCAUUAGAUUCUAGAGAAAGCACAUACCCCGCCCAGGAAACCAAGGCCCCAGCAGGCAAUGAGGACUCCACAAAACAGAUGGACGAACUUCUGGCCAAAGCAACCUCGAAGACAACCUCAAAGGCAUCGUCCCCACCAGGGUCCGCGGAGCAGCAGAAUGGCAACCCUGAGCUCGAUCUGUUUGCACAGAUCGCCAAGCUCCAGCAGAACGCGAACAACGAAACCGUUUCUACUGACCCUAGUGGAACCCCUGACAUUUUUGCGCAGCUAAUGGCAUCCAUGCAGCAGGACGAAGCCAAGGGCGGUAGCCCUGGAGCAACAGCUCAGCAGCCUAUAGACCCAGCUAUUGUCGAAGCGCACAAUAUAGCGGUGAACAAACUGAAGUCAUACACAAUUCUUGUCAAAUGGCUGUUCUUUUUGCUUCCUUACCUUUACUACAUCACUCACUCCGCGCGGGACCCUUUCCAACACAACGCAGUCAACUACGUCCUCGACAGGUCUAACUUCUUCACGGUAUUUACCACCUUUGAAAUUGUGGCGCUUUCCGUUUACUACCAACUGCUCAUGUCUGCGGAGAAAUCACACAAUGUCAAUACUCUUGACAACAACAGUAAGAUUCUCAAGCUAGUGUCAAUGGUUCCACCAGGCCUGGUGCCGAUACCUAACUUAAGAGGAAAAGUGGCCCAAGCCUUGCAGUACUGGGAUGUCGUGUCCAUGUAUCUCACAGAUCUGUGUUUCGCCAUCGUGCUCGCCGGACUUUUCCAGUACUAUCAUUCGAUGUAA